Molecule: messenger RNA, 1941 nt
Organism: Anopheles aquasalis
Lineage: Eukaryota; Metazoa; Arthropoda; Insecta; Diptera; Culicidae
Product: ras guanine nucleotide exchange factor R-like
Biological process (GO): regulation of transcription by RNA polymerase II; gliogenesis
Cellular component (GO): nucleus
Molecular function (GO): RNA polymerase II cis-regulatory region sequence-specific DNA binding; DNA-binding transcription activator activity, RNA polymerase II-specific
Source: RefSeq, a predicted model, not a curated record
AUGGCCGCUGAAUGGGAUAUCAACGAUGCUCACAUUCCGUUCAUGCAGGAGCUGCCGUACGAUAAGUUCAACGAGUGGGCCGAUGGCCACGUGCGCUUCAUCUACCACCCAACCGAGGAUCACGCCCGAAAGCACAUCUCGGGAUGGGCAAUGCGUAACACCAACAACCACAACGUCAGCAUACUGAAGAAGAGCUGCCUCGGUGUGUUGGUCUGUUCGGUCCGCUGCAAACUCCCGAACGGUAGCCAAAUCCAUCUACGACCAGCAAUCUGUGAUAAGGCACGGCGAAAACAACAAGGUCGCGCCUGUCCUAACCGCAACUGUAAAAGUGGCCGGCUGGAGGUGCUGGCAUGCCGCGGACACUGUGGCUACCCAGUGACACACUACUGGCGGCACACGGAACGAGCGAUCUUCUUCCAAGCGAAAGGAAGCCACGAUCAUCCGAAACCGGAAUCGAAAACGUCCAGCGAAACACGAAAAAUCAUUGGCAGUAGUGGGAAGGCGAAGGGCAAGAAGCUAUCCGUACUGCUGCUCCGCGAUGCAGCAUUAGGCAAUAAGCUAAUGUCUUUAAAAGCGACAUCGAAGGCGCAACUCUCGACGGGAUCAGAGAUACUACAACCACCUCCACUGAUACCUGAUCCAAACUAUGCAGAAACACCCAGAUGCUCCAACUGUACACGAACGCCCUGCGUUUGUAGGACAAAGCAUUGCGGCAUGGUCGCCAGUUCAUCCCAGACGAAAGCCAGUGAGCCGGCCAUUCCCUUCCUCGACCCAAUUGGCCACCAGCCAGCACACACUCAUCAGCAUCUGCAUCAUUCGAGCUCGCCGUGGUCUACUUACGAGCCAUCGGUCUUUUCCCACACCAACAAUGGCUACGAAACGGAAGGACUCGGUCACUGUACAGCAGCUACUGGCACAGGUGCUCCCACGAUCCGCUCCAGUCUUAUAAACGAAUGCUUCCAUCCUGAGGAGAUCUUCCAGUUGGAUCAACCACUACGCCAACAGGGUCAUACAACGGCGGUGACCACAAUUCCUCCUGUGAGCCAGUUGCCUCCAGCUGCUACUCCAACCACUCUACUCGAUCUCGGCAGUGGAGCGAUCUACAAAAAGUGCAACCAAAUCAGUCCCGACUACAUCUUCAGCUCUGCAAAUGGUAGUUUGGGCGGCGAUAGCUAUACGCACCAAUCGUGCUCGUACGGUGCAAGCGUUAACACAAGUUGUAGUGCGACGCCGUCAGAUCUAACCGGCACUAGCAAGUACUUUGACAACGGUGAUUCGUACGGUCUAACGGGAGAAGAAGUGGCCUCGAAGGAACUGCUUAGAUAUAUCAAAAAAGAGGCUACCACUAUGAAGCAAACCAUCGUCAACGAACCACCGCUGGGUGGUCAAAUGCGACCCAAAUCCUAUGACUGUGAUCAAAGUCAGUACAAAAAGGCGGGCGGCUAUGGAGCGAGAAGCACCUCGUCCAACGCACCAUUCUUCACACAAGGUAUCAGCAACAAUAACAGUAAUGGCGUUAUCAACAACAAUUCCAUCGAUGCCACCGAGCAGCAGCAGCAGCAGCAACAACAGCAACACUCCCAGGAUCAGAGUCUCCCAAAUGGCAGUGCCAAUUACUGCUAUCAAUCGAGUACGGCUACGGUUGCAACGCCCAGCACCACGGCCAACCAAAUGAUCGGUACUUAUGAGCAAUCGUACGCAGCGGGUGUAUACAGUGCCUCCACGAUGCCCUCGUUAGGCUACUCACCGAGAGCGUCAAGUCAACCAACCGAGGUCCAUUACGCCUCCCAGACGUACGAUGCUGGUGAUAAUUAUCGGUACAGUGGAAGCUACAUUAAAGGUAGUCCAUCGAUGCACGCUACCGGAUCGUUCCACAGCUCCGUAUCCGUACAGCAAAUGCAUCCUGAGCUACCACCAAUGGCUGCCUAUGAGUUCUACUAA